Molecule: messenger RNA, 3600 nt
Organism: Harpegnathos saltator (Jerdon's jumping ant)
Lineage: Eukaryota; Metazoa; Arthropoda; Insecta; Hymenoptera; Formicidae
Product: brain-specific homeobox protein
Exons: 2
Coding region: 215-1753 (512 amino acids)
Biological process (GO): regulation of transcription by RNA polymerase II
Cellular component (GO): nucleus
Molecular function (GO): sequence-specific double-stranded DNA binding; DNA-binding transcription factor activity, RNA polymerase II-specific
Source: RefSeq, a predicted model, not a curated record
UUAAGGACUUGGCGGUCGCGUUGCUGGAUCCUCGGGCCAAUGAGGACGAGAGAGCCACGUUGUCGCGCGAUAGCCCCGUGAAAAGUGCAGCGUGAAAGUGCACGACCGUGUCUCAAGGAUGUGCGUCUAAGGGUCCGAAGAACCUGGCUGGCGAGAAGAAGCAGGUAGAGGCAUCGCGCGCUGCGCAGUCGAGUCGCAGGUUUGCCCGCGCGGCAUGUGCACGACGGAGAUGACUGAAUCUUACACGAUGUCGCCGUCGACGACGGUAUCUUCCAGCGGGGCGACGCCCGGCUGUAUGAGCAGCUCGCCGGCGCACCGACGGACGUCGUGCCGAGGUUCGCCGAGCCGGGGAGAUGUGCAGGACGACGACGACGAGAUCUCUGUAGGUUGCCCCAGCCCAUUGCCGCUGGUCAUGGUGGCAACUGCGGCUGGCAACACGGAGGAUGAGCUGAUGGCAUCUUCGAGGGAGGACUACGCGGAGCGCUUGAGCCCGAGGAGGUCUUAUCCUCGCGAUGCGCUCACGGAGGAUGAGGAGAGUUACAGUCGCAACGGCGACUACAGGAUGUCGAACGGCCGAACGGCCAGGACUCGCGAGAGCGGUGACUCGGUCACGACGUUGAGGGACGAAGAUGAGGACGACGACGACGAGGAGGAGGACGAAGACGUCGACAGCAGGACCGGCAGCAACGGCACAGCGGCUGCUGCCGCCACCACGGACGACUACUUCAAGCCGCUCAAACGUUUGAAGAUGGUGCAGAUGCAGCACUCGGACGAGGAGGAUGAGCGGGAACGCGAGUCCAAUGACCGCGGCGUCAAGUCCUUCAGCAUCCUCGACAUCUUGUCGCAUCGGCCCAAGGCGAAGAUCGUCCGGCCCUGGGAUACAGUGGACUCUGGCCUCGCUCACCAGCACCGCCACCACCUGCACCACCACCAUCACCAUCAUCACCAGCAGCAGCACCAUCCGCACCACCUGCACCAUCACCACCACUCGGCCGGGCCGCGGGACCUCUCGCUCAUGGGCAUGUCCUUGGCGUCCAUGUCUAGCUCCAUCAGCGAGCCUCCCCUCAGCAGCUCCUCGUCGUCCGGCAGGAGCUCCGUGUCGGACUCGGGCAGCCCGGACCCCUUGGCCCAUCAUCACCACCAUCACGCUACGCUCCACCACGGCAUUCACCCCGGCCUCCAUCACCCGGCGCUGCAGCAGCCUCAACAGUCGCAACAGCAGUUCAAGCGGAAGUCAUCGCAGCAGCAGCAGCAGCAGCAGCAACAGCAGCAACAUGGCUCGCACGCUGGGCAGAACGGCAAGAGGACCACCGGCCAAGGCAGUCCCUUGGACGCGCUCUUCCAGAUGACCAGCAAGACCUUCGACGCGGGCGAACACAGCCAAGAACAAGCCAACCAUUUGAACCUGUUCAACAACCGGCAACAGCCGAAGAAGAAACGCAAAAGCCGGACCGCGUUCACGAAUCAGCAGAUCUUCGAGCUGGAGAAACGAUUCCUCUACCAGAAGUACUUGAGCCCGGCCGACAGGGACGAGAUCGCUGCGCAGCUCGGCCUGAGCAAUGCCCAGGUGAUCACGUGGUUCCAGAACAGGAGGGCGAAGCUCAAAAGGGACAUGGAGGAGCUGAAGAAAGACGUGCAAACUGUAAACCCGCUGCUGGUCGCGCAGCAUCACAAGACCUUCCUGGAGAAUGUGCAGGAUCUGGGGAUCCUGAAGAAACGACCAUUGCCAAACUCCAUGGACGAGAAGUCGUAGGACGCCCGAGAGCGACUUAGCCUUAAGACUUUCUUUCUGCGUGCAAUCGAGGCUCGACGGUGGCGGAGCAAUCGGAUGUAACGGAUGUGUCACAUGUGUGUUGUUAGGUGCUUGCAAAAGUUCGUCGGAUUGCGGAUAAGUGGAGGUUACUGCGGGUUGACAGUUUUGUGUUUUCACGGAGCUUUAUCAAUUCAAGAAGGUACUGGCUCAUGAUUUUAAAAUUUAUCCACGGCGUCUAAAGCAACGACAUAACCUCAUUUUCAUUAUAGGUAAAAACGGUAAAAACCUGAUAAAAUGUGUACCUACGCCAUUAUAGGCUUUUUUGUUUUAACCAAAAAAGACUGCUGCGGAAAGAAAAUGCUUAUUCGCCAUAUUUGAUUUCAUUUAUUCAGAUCGAUGCAACGCGACUUUUCCGGUAUACGAUUUGUUAAUGUCGAGAAAGUGCGAAAAUGGAUCGAUAAUUGUCUCAAAAGAUGUAUCGUUUUUGGAAAUGGGAUCAGACAGUUAUAUCUGAAAGAAAAUGAAUAUGUGUGUGGUUUUACUCACUGCUAAUUAAAUAAGUACAUCUAAAAGCCCGACGAAUUUUUGCAAGCAACGAUUUUCCUCGUGCGGGAGCCACACGCGAAGGUCAAUUGCCGCAAGCCGAAAAUGGCCGAAACACUGGCUCGCGCGAUAUGUUUCUUUCGAUGCGUCGCUCGGUACUCUUUCCGACGCAUUUCCACGCAUUUCCUGCUCUUCCAUAGGAAAGGCGCAAGGAACAUUCUCCGAUCAAGAGUCCCUUUUUCUUCUUUCGUUGAUCGCUCGAUAUCCUUCGGCAGUCGCUCGAUAACUUUACCCACUGAUCCGCUGCUGAUUUAAAUCUUGGUUCUUCGCGGUCUUUCUGCGUGUCAAACGUUUUCGCGAGUUUUCAUUCACCAGUUGUUUACCAUUAGGACGUGUUAAUCUCGACCGCGAGAUGUGUUAAUAUUUUAUUGCCUAUCGCAAUAUCCGCAGCCUCACGUCGAGGAUUCUACCUGCAAAGUUGUCUCAUUCGAACUUGUUGGUUCAAUGAGCACGGUUCUAUGAGCACGGAUCUGUAAGAUUUAUCGAAGGCUUGCGAAGAUUUAUCGUACAUCCCACGUGUAGUCGAACAAUUACCCGAGAAACGGCGAAACUUUGAUCGGAUAUGACGGUGACGUUAUUAUCAACUAAAAAAAAAUUCGGCUAAAAAUCGAACUGACUUUCUCAAGUACCGAGUAACGAAAGGUGGAACGCGAUCGCAUUCGGAGGGAAAUUUUCGUCGCACUUGUCAGACCCGAAAGUGGCAUUUUCGUGUGUGGUGCAGUCGCGGCUUUAGGUGGGAACGAAAGCGCAUCGUAGUCUGCGCGCAGCGCAACAUUGUAUCAUAAUGUAUUUAUUAUAUAAAAUCGCGGACGCGCGAGAGAGAAGGAGCGCGCGGACCAUGAAGAGGGCCGAUUGAAAAACCGUCGAUAAUAAAUUAUUAAGCGAACAUUAUCCCUGAUAAAUUAUAAACGGCGACGCGUCCUCGUCGCCGUCGUGUAUAUACAAUGUAUAUAUAUAUACCGUUUCCUCGAUAAUAUUACGCAUAGACAUGAUAUAGAGCCGUUAUACAAGAUUAGAAUUAAAGGAAAAGAAAAAAGAAAAAAAACAAUGAAAUCUCGUAAACGAUAGAUGGGACACUGCAAUAUACCUGAUUAUGAGUUUAAUUAGUGAAUUUAGGGAGAGCGAUUAUAAGAUGUACAUCUACGUAAUGGCGGUUCGUAAAGUGAUAGCGAGGCGCGUGUGUAAACCGACUUAGUAUACAGUGUAUAGCGAAGCUAAAUAAAUGGAAACAUUAUUGAAACGAA